Messenger RNA from Penicillium taxi, 3780 nucleotides. RefSeq lists its product as uncharacterized. The coding region runs from base 1 to 3780 and encodes 1259 amino acids. The record is from RefSeq and is a predicted model, not a curated record. The transcript is spliced from 4 exons. Lineage: Eukaryota; Fungi; Ascomycota; Eurotiomycetes; Eurotiales; Aspergillaceae.
AUGGACGCUUAUCCAGAAGACUACGUCAACCACAACAUUCCCUUGGUCUUGUUAUCGGGGCUCGAAGCAGACCAUGAAGAUGAAUCAGGAUCUAAUAUUAAAUACCCGCUGCUUGCAGCUAGGGGACACAAGAUCUUCUCAGACUUCCCUCCACUGAGAGGGGCCGUUGCGGAGGAGCUGCGAAAUGUGCUUGUUGAAGAGAAUGGCUUGAAAAUGACCUGGAGAUCGAGUGUCAGCUCUAAUGGCGGCUUGACUUCACCACAGAUUCGCUUUCGAGUCAAGAGUACUGGCCGGUCUUAUCAGCUCCCGCCUCGAAAAGCAGACCCCCCGCAUAACUCAUUCUUUGCGGGCUCUCUUGAAGCCACAAGUACGCCAUUUGUCCUUCACUCGCCCAUAUCACCUCUCACUCCGGGUUCUCCCACUUUUCCCGAUGGCCUCCUCACGCCGUGGUGGGUGACAAAACACCAAGAUCUCGUCCCCGCAGCGGUAAUCAACUUUUUCCCUUUUGCCUUGGAUUCCAAUAUGAACUCUCUUCGAGACAAUCAACUAAAAAUCGAAAUCAAUGGCCUGAAAAACGAGUGGUCUUCGUCGGGGUUCAAAACCCUAUUUCUAGUCGUCUUGAUUUCCGAGGAUGGCGAUGGUUAUGUCGGAGAAAUCGAAGACCGCGUUGCAGGAAUACGGAGAGCAACAAAUUUGGAUCCGAAGUCCAUAUUUGUGAUCCCACCGGACGCGACACCCGCAGAGUUGAGGGACUUCGCAAAAUCAUUGUUCUCUCUGUUGCAGCCCUCAGUCGUAGAGUAUUACCGGGAUUUAUCAAAACAUGCACGGCGCAAACGAAAUAGAGGUACCAUUCCUCCUCCCACUGCACCUCCUACUAGUGGAACGUCCCAGACUUUAUCAUCACAGGGUUGGAAUGUACGAUACGAGUUCAAACUUGGAAUUUUUGCCGAAUUUAGACAGGAAAUGGAUGCGGCCUGUCGAAACUACGAGGCCGCCUACGGGAUCCUCUUUGGACAGGAGGUUUUCGAGAAUAUUGCAGGCUGGGAUCCCCGUUUCAAUGACGCCCGUCUCCUAGGUGAUGCUCUCGCAAUUCGCAUUAUUCGCUGUCUGUUAUGGGCAGGCAAUACAACUGUUGCAGUAAGAUACUGGGUCGACCACCGAGCUCGCACAAAGGAUAUCAUCAAUCGAAGAGGAAAGGGCAGUAAGAACUAUGGAUGGGAGGCCUGGGAGGCACGAUGGUCUACGGUUAUGGCCCAGCUCAUACGACGCUUGGAAACGUCUCCUCUGUCAUCCAGUACAGAUCAAUUACCCGAGUCUCCUCAGAUUUACAUGUCUCCCGAGAAAACUAUCCUCCCUGGGGAACAAGUCAACCCAUGGGAACAUUUGCACCAUGCGGGAUACUGGCUGUACCGCUCAGCUAAACAUACCAUGUUCCGGCGAGUGCUCGCAGAGCAGAUUCCUAUCGAGGAUCGAGCAUCUCCGGACCAAUCUUCUGCUUCUAGGAUUGCUAACAAAACCUACCUGUUUGAUACCUACCUUGCCCCAGAGACGCAUGUUGAAGCUCCUCAGUCUGGACAGACGGGGUUUGACCAUUCUGGUCUGAUUUUGAGCACAAUGAAAGAUAGCUUGGAAGAAUUCUCCAAACGGCAACAAAAUCGGAAAGUGGAGAGCCUGAGUCUUGAGAUUGCCGAAGAGUAUAUGCGUAAUGGGGCAUGGACCGAGGCGUAUAAUUUCCUCAAGCCUCGGUGGUCAACUCUUAGCUGGCGCCGCUCUGGCUGGUGGCUACUGAUGGAAAAAUUUGGAUGGGUAUUGAGAGAAUCUGCAGUUAAAGCGCAGGACAGUGAGAUGAUUCUCAGGGUGGACUGGGAACUUCUCAACAAGGUCUUUCCUUCAAGAGCCACCCAAAAUUAUGACAUCCAUAGAACGUUGGAGAGCUUUUCCUCUGAGAAGCCUAAGCCAUCUGUUGUUCUUCGCGCUGAAGACACUAUGGCGCCUUUGACCGCGUCGGUUGUCUUUGGAAAACCCGAGGGCAAUGUUGGCGAGCCCCUGCAAGCUCAACUCAUUAUCACUUCCUGUGCUCAUAAAUCAGCGGCCCCCAUCAAACUUGCCAAUGUGAAGAUUGUAUUUGAAGGGUGUCUUCGCCCAGUAAAACUUCAAUCUGACCAUGAUGAAAAUCCCGACAUUACAAGCAAGUGCUGUAUUUCAUCAGUAUCACUCCGUGAGCCAAGCAAUCCGGGGGAUCAUGGGCUUCAAUCUCCAACCAGUGGCCUGUCUGCACUCAUCGGCACGGCUGAUUUGACAAUUGGAUUUUCUCAGACUAAAGUCUUUAACCUCACAUGUACUCCUCGGGAGGCAGGAGAGGCUCAGGUUGCGUCUAUAACGCUGCUUGUGGAUGAAGAGAAGUUUGAUCUUGCAUGUGUGAUCACAGAUCAAAACCCUCACGAAUCGUAUUGGUGGCAGCAGACCACCAUCGGUCCAUCUCGCAGACGGAUCGGUAAGGACCGAGACACUGGGAAAUGCAAGGUCAUGCCUAAGCCACCCAAGAUUCGCAUUUCCACCCCCAACCUUAAAGAAAAUUACUACACUAACGAACGGGUUGCGUUGACGAUCAGUUUCUUCAAUGAAGAAGACGAACCCGCCGAUGUCUCUUCCGAGAUCAGACUUUUUGGAAGCCCAGAUUCCACAGCUAAACUUGAGUGGCUUGAUGCAGAGGCAGAGGCAGAUUUAGAUCCUGAGUCUCCUAUGUCGGGCAUGAGUUCCCCUACUGAGGGUCAAUAUCAUUUCUUGAAGCGAACUGUCGGAAUUAUGCAAAGUUCUUCCAACAGAGAUCUCAUUGUAGCCUUUACCGACACUCAGGAUGCAGCAAAGUACUCUGUGGAGAUUACCGCUACGUAUAACCUUGUUUCAGAUGCUCAAACGCCUAUAAUCAAGACCAUCACUGUGGAUCUGUCGUUUAUUCGGCCCUUCGAAGCCAACUACGAGUUCCUUCCUUGCAUACAUGAUCAGCCUUGGCCGAACUUCUUUGCAGUCAGCGAUGAGCUGCUUGGGAACGAGUCCACACCCACUGCGGGAGGCUUAUUACAAAAAUGGUGCCUCAAUUCUAAGCUUGUUUCAUUUGCCGUUGACCCUCUUGUCAUUGAAAAGAUGUCUUUGAAACUCAUUACCCAAAAUGGUGGAGCCGUGAGUACCAUUGAAAAUGAGGUUCUCAUCAGUCAAGAGACCCCUCACAUUAGUCCAGAAGAGCUUCGUGAAUCCAAUUUCUUGAUAGAUAUCCAGAAAAUGACUCUGGGUGACCGUCGGCCAUCGGCGCUCAACUUUGCAUUGGAGAUUGAGUGGAAACGUUACACUUCCACAGACGAACCCCCAUCUGAAAAUGACAGCGACAUCACUACCACUACCCUGGAUAUCCCUCGGUUCACCGUCCCGAUGGGUGAACCUCGAGUCCUAGCCUCAGCGACGGCUUCCAGUGUCCUGUCAGGACUGAUUCAUCUUGAAUAUGUCCUGGAGAACCCAUCCACGCAUUUCCUCACAUUCAACUUGAUCAUGGAGCCCAGUGAACAAUUUGCCUUCAGCGGUCCCAAGACGACUGCCGUUCAGCUCGUACCAUUGAGUCGCCACACCGUGCGCUACAAUAUUUUGGCUGCGAAACGUGGGCUUUGGAUUCAGCCGCAGUUGUUGAUUGUGGAUACUUACUUCAACAAGACUCUCCGGGUGCUUUCUACAGGAGAAAUGCGCUCUGAUAAGAAGGGCGUAUUGGUAUGGGUGGAUGCAGAUGAUUAG